UUGAGAGAUUUUUAAUAGCCUACACACACAAUUACGUGAUAUCUAUAAGUAAUAUCCACAUAAAGAUAUCACCAUUCAUUGGAGAACGAGUAUAAAAUAUCCUCAGUGUAUCUCGAGCGUAGCUACGUGGCAGUUGUAUGAACAAUGGUUCAAGUACGGGUUAACGAAGGGAUCCUAGAAGGAGAGAAAGUCGCUAACGACUUUGGGAAGCCAUACUUCAGCUUUAAGGGGAUACCAUUCGCGCAACCACCAAUCGGAAACCUCAGGUUUAAGGCACCAGUACCUCCUAAGCCAUGGGAUGGUGUUCGCAGUGCCAAGGAGCAUGGCCCAAAUUGUUAUCAAAACGACAUAGUGUUUGGACAAGGGUUGGUGGGAAGUGAAGACUGCCUCUACCUCAAUGUUUACACACCAGACAUUAAACCUAAUAAACCUCUCCCAGUUAUGGUCUGGAUACAUGGAGGCGCAUUCAUCUCGGGCAGUGGAAAUGAUGACUUCUACGGUCCAGAGUUCCUUUUGAGACAAGAUGUCAUUGUUGUCACUAUUAACUACAGACUUGAAGUUCUAGGAUUUCUUUGCUUAAACACCGAAGAAGUACCUGGAAAUGCUGGCAUGAAAGAUCAAGUACAAGCGCUUAGAUGGGUGAAGAAGAAUAUCUCUAAUUUUGGAGGCGAUCCAGAAAAUGUGACAAUCUUUGGCGAGAGCGCCGGUGGAGCAAGUGUUAGCUAUCAUUUAAUAUCACCGAUGUCAAAAGGCUUAUUUAAAAGGGCUAUACCUCAAAGUGGUGCGUGUCUUGGUGGCUGGUCUUACGGUCAUCGACCUUUUGAAAGAGCUUUAGCAUUAGCAAGAUCCUUAGGAUUUUACUCAGAAGAUCCCAAAGAGUUAUACGAGUUCUUUAAAAAUCAACCUAUUGAGUCACUCGUUUCUGCAACACCUACGAUUGCUCUACACGAAACAGCGAGAGUAGGUAAAGAUAUUUAUUUCAAUAUUGUGGAUGAACUAGAGUUUGGAAACAACGAGAGAUUCUUUUAUGGACAUGUGUACGACCAGGUCCUGAAAGGAAUUCAUGAGGGAGUAGAUGUUAUGACAGGGUUCACAACAGACGAAGGCCUGGUCAGUUUAGGCUUUGGAGAAGUGCUUUCGAAAAAACUAGAGAUGGUAAUGAAGUACCCUGAAUCAUUAGUAACCAGGCCGUUGUCCAAUGCUCUAUCAGCCGAUCAAUUAAUCGAUCUUGGAAAAGAAAUCAGACAGUUUUAUUUCAAAGACCUAGCUAAAAUUUCUGACGACUGGGAAUCACUAGUAAAUGUUUACUCGAUGGAUCUUUUCGUAUAUCCUACCAUACGAUUUGUAGAAAUCUUAGCGGCUCUAGAAAAGAACAAAAUUUAUCUGUAUAAAUUCUCUUGCAAAUCUGAAAGAAACGUAUUAGCUCAUGUAUUUGGAUUAACAAAAGUAAUCGGGACCAAACAAGUGACGAGUCACGCAGAUGAUGUGAUGUACCUGUUCAAUGCCAAAGCUAUGAAGACCGGUUUGGACGCAGGUUCCCCCACUUUUAAACUAAUCGAGCGGGUCACAAAACUAUGGACUAACUUUGCGAAAAAUGGAAACCCGACACCCGAUGACUCCUUGGGAGAAAGAUGGAAUCCGUACACUGCCGAAAAUGAAACUUACUUCGAAAUAGGAAACAAGUUAUCUACCGGCUCUAGACCAUAUGCUGAAGAAAUACAGUUCUGGAAAAAUAUAUUUGCAAAAUAUGUAUCUCAACUGAAAUAGUGCGAUCAAACCGUAAUCGUUGAUAACAUGACCUGUUUUAUUCACUUUUGACGCAAUUAAAUCGGGGGGAUGUACCUGGCGGAGUAAUGCGACUGUGUUAUCGCGUCACACUGGUUUUCAACUAAGAUAAUAACCCACCUGUUGACUUUGUUUGUACUCAAAAUUGUGAGAAAUAAAUAAUUCAGACAUACA
This is a messenger RNA of Trichoplusia ni (cabbage looper), 1959 nucleotides long. Its product is annotated as liver carboxylesterase B-1-like. Lineage: Eukaryota; Metazoa; Arthropoda; Insecta; Lepidoptera; Noctuidae. The coding region runs from base 145 to 1767 and encodes 540 amino acids. The transcript has 3 exons. The record is from RefSeq and is a predicted model, not a curated record.